Molecule: messenger RNA, 6808 nt
Organism: Solenopsis invicta (red fire ant)
Lineage: Eukaryota; Metazoa; Arthropoda; Insecta; Hymenoptera; Formicidae
Product: lactosylceramide 4-alpha-galactosyltransferase
Exons: 3
Coding region: 120-989 (289 amino acids)
Biological process (GO): glycosphingolipid biosynthetic process
Molecular function (GO): alpha-1,4-N-acetylgalactosaminyltransferase activity
Source: RefSeq, a predicted model, not a curated record
CUGUUUACUGCAGCUGUUUCUUGAAGAUAAUUUUCUGAAACAAUUGAGAAGUAUAUAACUACUAAUGUUCCAAUUAAAGUUAUCCACAAAUUGACGAAGCACGAAAAGAGCGUGACGAUAUGCCAACGCCCGGUAGGAACAUUUUUUUCCAUGAGACUUCCUGUUUCGGCGAGGAGGGCUUUACGUUAAAUGCCCGACAAGCUUGUGCUGUGGAAUCGGCAGCGCGAAUGAAUCCGUCGAUGGCUGUGUACUUAUUAUUUGUCAGCAAAUCAAACUUCUCGAAUAGCACACGUGAGAUCAUCCGAAAUCUUCUCAAUUAUCCCAAUGUUAGAAUCCAGCACAUCGAUCCGCAGAGGUACGUGAAGGAUACGCCCUUAGAUGCGUGGUACAACAGCGGCAUCCUGAAGAAAAGCCACUGGCCGACAAGUCACAUGUCUGACAUGCUACGUUACCUGACCUUGUGGAAAUACGGCGGUAUCUACCUCGAUCUGGAUGUGGUGGUCACUAGUUCAUUAGAGAAUCUGACAAACUUUGCCGGCGCUGAGGAUUGGGACGAUGUCGCCGCCGGCGUCAUGGGUUUCGAUAUGUCAAAGCUGGGUAGACGCGUGGCUGAUGCCUGUGUGCGUGAUCUCAAAAAGAAUUUUCGCGGCGAUGUUUGGGGUAACAACGGACCUGGGGUCAUUACGAGGACAUUGCAGAAACUCUGCGCGACAAUGUAUGCGCGCGAUAUGACGACCGACCGUUGUCACGGCUUCACUGUAUACCCACCAUCAGUUUUCUAUCCGAUUCAUUAUAAGAAAUGGAAGAAAUAUUUUGAGAUCAAAGACAGUAACGCAACUUUGAAGAUAUUAAGUAAGGCAAAAGCGAUUCACGUGUGGAACAAAUUGAGCAAAGCUGAACAAGUGCGAGUGAACAUCAAUGUACCAUACGCCGUUAUUGCACGGAAGCAUUGUCCUUACAUUUUUAAUAAUUGCGGCAAAGUAUUUUGAAUCUACUCAUAGUUAGGAGGAUGCUUAUUUGAUCGACAUGAUAUACGUGCGAUAUCCAUAAAAUAAAUUUAUUUGAUGCAAUUUGAAGAAUUAUGACAUUUGUCAGAUAAAAUGCAUUUAAUGAGAUAAAGGCUGAUAUAGAAAAACAUUUCAUUCACCGUACUCUUUUUCUGUAAGAGUACUAGAGAGAGUCAAAAAAUAACCUAAAAUAUUUUUUAUAAAAUACAUAUCAAUGAAAAGUGAUGAAGCAUUUUUAUUAAUUGUAUUUUGUCUACGCUUCACUAGGGCUUUGAUUCCGAGAGAAAAAAAAUUUUUGGUUGACUGCACAGCCAUGUAUCGCUGUUUUCAACUCGUCCAUAGAAAUUUCUUUGCCACCCAGAUGAUAAUAACUUGUUGCGAGAUCGGAUGAAUAAGGGGAAUGUGAAAUACACUGGAAAUGGAGAUUCGAGAUUUUGGCGAUCAUUUUGCAAGAUGUGUGCGUAUUGUCACGCUGUAAUAGCACACCAGAACUGACCAAACCACCUUGUGCCAACUUACAAAACAAUCGCGCAAUGUUUCAAACUUUUAACACACUUUUAAGGUACUUUUUGACUCUCCCUUCUACAUAUUAUAUACAAAUAAUAAUGUACAUACAGAGAGAAAUGUUUCUGUAGAUUUAACAAAUUUUCGUAAAUUCCAAGAAAUUUAUGCAUUGGACUAGUUUAACAAAAUCAAUGUUUGAAAGGUCCAAUUGUUUUAGAUAAUAACUUUACCAUAAAUAUUUUUUUGAUAUAUUUAUGUUUUUUUUUUUCAAUUAGAUAUAUUAUUUUAGUAAAAAUAUUGAAUUAUUUCAUAUUAUAAUUAUGUUACAAAUAUAUUAUAUUAUAAUUUUGUUAUAUCGAACAAUUUUAUUAUUUCAACAAAACUAUAUUAUUUCAUUUAACCCUCAGCUGACAUACUAUUGGAUUCGAUAUUUUGCUACACAUGGGUGUAACAUCAUCCGACUAUUUUCAAUUACGUAUAUCUCGGUACGUAAUGCAUGGAACAUUUAAACAAUUUUUUUUCAAUCGAUACGCCAGCAGAUUAAGAAAAAAACUAAACAGAUGCGAAAAUUGAGAAGUUGAAUAUAUUUGAAAUUUUUAGAAGAGAGAAGGAGCGAACGAUUUAUAAAUGCCAAGCACUUUUGUAAAUAGCUCUGGUAUACCAUACCCAGUGUGUCAACUAAGGGUUAAAUUAUUGUUGCAUUAAAAAAAAUUUCUUCCAAUCAUUUUACUAUUCAUAAUCCCAAUGGCUACAUUCUUUCGUCAAUAGUUGCUAUUAAGUUGCAAUAAUAACCAUUUGUCCUCCCAAUCGUACAUUUUAAGCGUUGACGGUUACUAUUGACAAUCCAAUCAUUACAAUUGGUGGUCCAAUAGUAACUAUUUGUUAAUCAACAGUUAUAAUUGAGUGUCAAUAGUUAUCAUUGGCUCCCAAUCAUGUUUUUUCAUAAAAGCACUAUAAUAGUGUGCACACCACAAAAAUGUGGAGUUGCGAGUUAGGUUUGAACCUGAACUCAUAGAAUUAUAAUCUAUCACGCAGCUUGUUAGACUAAUAUAUUAUCCUUGAUUCUAAAUCUUAUGGCUUUAUAUUCUGUGUGAACUUUCUUAUGAGUUUAUAGCAGUCCUACUCUCUAAAAUCUUUGGAGUGGAAUCCCACUCUAAAAGUGUGAAAAUUCUGCCAGUCUUGAUAAAGAGUGGUAGGAUUUUCAUACUUUUAGAGUAAAAUUCCACUCUUUAGAUAAAAUUCCACUCCAAAAAAUUUAGAGAGUACUAUAGCCAUUUAAUAGUAGUGGGUUACAUGAUAUUUCAGGAUGAUCGUGGAAAGGCUAUUUAAUGUAAUCAAAGAAAAUGUUAUUUUAUUACAACAUUUUGUUUCAAGUAAUCAUGUAUUUUCUGCCAAAUAAUAUGGUUUAAUGCAACAAAACUUAGAAAUUUUUACUUAAAAUAAUGUUUUAUUUAAAGUUAUAUUAUUGUCUAAGAAAUAAAUGAGCCAAACAGAAAUAGAAAUACUAAAGAAAUGUUUUUCUCUGUGUUUAAUGUCUGAUGGAGAUCAAUGCUAUUUUAAACAUUACAAUGAAGUACCGCAGCUACUAAAUAUAAUAUAAAUCGUUGCCUUGCGUGCGUGCGUGCGUGCGUGUGUGUGUGCGCGUGCGCUCGUGUGUGUGUGUGCGUGCGCGUGCGCGUGUGUGUGUGUGUGUGUGUUGCAAUUGUAAUUCGCAUAAUUUCGUAUGUUUAAGUUACAUUGAUGAUAAGAUAAUCUCGACAUAAAUCAGACAUCGCUGCUUAUCAUGUUGAUCGUUUGUACAGUAUAAAUAAUAGAUCCUUUUCUUUCCUUAUGGAAACAGAAAAGUCUAUUUUUACACUUAAAGUGGCGUGCCCUUCGUAUUUUUCCUGUUUGAAUAAGAGCAAAACAAUUUUUGUUUAUUUUUGCCUAACAAAAUUUCCUAAAAAGCAUUCAGCAAACAUAGAUAUAACUGCUAUAUAAUACAUACGCAAAUAUAAUGGAUUUAUACCUACGGAUGUAUGACAAUUAUAUCUGCGAUUUGCUUAGUAUAACAUUUUUUACACUCAAAUUUGAAAAAUCACCAAGAUGGCUUUACCAAACAAAUGUUCAUAAUGUUAUGAACAUAUAUUUACAUAAUUAGUUUUGCACACAUUUGGGACUGAUAUCUGUUCUCAGAUAUCACAGAUUAUUCUAGUCUACUCGGUUUAACGAUAUACUAUAAAUUGUCGAAUAAAAGUUUUUAACAUGAAAUCAAUUACAAAAUAUAAAAAAAAGUUGUUGAAUAAUACGUUGUAUUUUAUGUACCAUUGUUGUUAAUAUCUAUUGUAAUAUAAUAGAAUAUUCGGAGCAUAUCAAACAAUAUGUAAAUAAAAUGGAUUUAUUAGUACAAAUUAUUAAAGACAAGCAAUUAUUGUUAAUAUUAUUACAAUCAAAUGGUUCAGCACGUGGCAGUUGAGACUAGUUUUUUUAAGAAUUUGAAAGCAUAAAUUAAAAUUACGUUUUCUAAGCCUAAAAUUAAUUUCUUAAUAUUCUUAAGAAAGUGGCUAUGUUGCUAUUGCGUCCUGAAUUUUUUGAUUGUAUUGUAUUACAAAUACUAAUGUAUUGUAUUGUAUUAUAAAUAUUAUUGUAUUGCUAAUAAUAAUUUACUGUACAUAAAUAAGCAGAUUAUACCAAACUAUCGCAAUUCCCCUGAAAUGUAUCUUCUUGCAAAUAAUUGCAAAUUGUAAACAAUAUAUAUUUAAUGUAUAUUAAGGUAGUUAGACCCCAAUUAUGCGAGUCAAUGACAGAUUCAAACAUAUUUCCAAAUUUAAAUAAAAUAUAUUGUUAUGUAAAAUCUAAAAAUAAAAAAACAAAGCAUUUUAUACAUUUAUAACAUUAAAUCAUAAUGAAAUAAGUUCAUUUAGGAAAAAAAGAGAAUCUUACGUAUUACGUAAUAAAUAAGAGAAAUUAGAUCAUGACAAUGUCGCAUUUUUAUUAAUACACAAGCAUGGCUAUCAUACAGUGAAGAUAUUUAUACAAAAGGCAAAAAUGUCCGCACAACAUGCGAUAUAGAAAGAAUAUAUGUAUAUGUAUAUUAAAAGUAAAAAAUUAACAAAAAAAAGAAAAGCGUAAAGCGGCUCUCGCAAAAAAAUGACAAGAGUGGCAUAAUCUCACUCUUGAUGAGAAACAAAUUUUUUAUUCACUCAAAAUUUACCCAGUCAACACAGUUAUGUAUUUACUAUAUAACAGCUAUAUAUAAGUUUCAGUAUCAUAUUUUAUAUAAUGUAAAAGUUGCAAUGUUGUAAUUAUAUUAUAAUUUCGCUCUAUCUUAAAACUAAUAAUUAUUGUAAAUUUAUAUUAUCUUAUUAUAAUUAACUAUUUUUUUUGUAUAAAAUGUCUAUACAUAUAGUUCCAAUGUUUAAAUUCUAUAUAUUAAAGCAUCUUAUUACAUACUUGUUUUAUAAAUAAUAUGUAGCAUUUGCACAUUUACGUUAUAUAAAAAAAGCAAUUAAUACAAGUAGUUGUGAUAUAAAUAUUGAAAUACAAAAUAUUUGUUAUAUAAAGUAUUAUUUCUAAAUUAUAUAGCAGUUACAAAUUGUGUUGACUAAGUAAUAUCAUGCGAUAGAUAUUUUCAAUCUUGUUACAUACGCUUCCUCACAAAUUCACCUAUUUGAGACUCGUUUUUCAUUUUUGAAUGUAGUUUCGAUGUUAUAUGAAAAUUCGUGUCACAUCACGAUAGUAAUGGCUAUUUUACAAAUAAAUACGGAAAAAUCUACGAUGUUUAAACGGUUGUAUCUUAGGAACGCGGAACAGUAAUUUAAGUUCAUAUUUUGCAAGUGUAUGAAUUAAUGCCUAAAUUAUUUUAGACGAAAAUUUAAAGACAUUUUUUAAUGUGUUUUGGAGUUUCUACCUUAAUAUACAGGGUUUCGCAAAAAUGUGGAGACUCUUUAAUAUUUCAAAAAAAUAAUCAUUACCGAAAAAAUGCUUUAUAAAAGGUAUAGGGUUUUAAGUGAUGCAUUAUGUAGCAAUGUUAAUGUGACCUUGAAUAACAUUAUGUUCGCGUAAACUUUGAAAUUUUUAAAUGUAAAUCUCAAUUUUUUAUUACAUAUUCUUGUAGCAAAUUUCAAGUGUUUAAAAAAAAAAUAAAAGUUUAUUUUUAUAAAGUAUUUUCCGAGUUGGAACUAAACAGAAAAAUGAUCAUAAAAGAAUCGUAGUCGUAGUCAUAAAAGUCCAACGCAUAAACAAUGGCAAUUAUUCGUCAAUCAUGUCAAUACCAUAUCAAUUGAUGUUUGUCAUCGUCGAUAUGAUUGAAGAAAUGUUAAAGUUGGCCGAACCCCGGUGAUCUUGCGAGCUCUACUUAAAACUACUUAAAAUGUCGAUAAUAUCACCAUUUUUAAUUCUGCAUUGUUAUAUGCUUCGUUUCUUGUAUAUUAUCAUCUUAGGACGUAUGUACGUACAAUAUAUUCUAUUCUACGAGAGAACAUAAUUAGUCUCGUCUUGUCCGCGAAGAUAAUCACAUCUUACUCGUGAGACAAAUGCUUUUUUAACUUUUUUAAAAAUAAAGUUUUUAAAUCUCUAAAGAUUUCAUUUAACGAUAGUUAUAUUGAAAGAUUGAUAUCUAAGACUACUUAAAAAAUAAAGAUGAUUCAUUGAGAAUAUUUAUUUUAAACAUAGUGUGUCGGGCUAAUGCUUAUACAAGAAAUAACGCAAGGAAAGAUAUUGCGUUAUUCGGCGAUCGCGCUAGCAAGAAACAUAUCCGUGUCUAAUUGUAAGCAUUAUGGUGCAGCAAAUCAUUUGGUGAUUCCGCGGUCGCGAAAAAUUCAAUUCUUCACUUCAAUGGCGCCAAUAGGACGAAAACGCGAAUAUCAAUACACAAACACAAAGAUAUCAACACGCAAUAUUUAUUGAACUCUCAAUACAUUAGGACUUUUCGAUUCAGUUUGGUCCAUUUUACUCACAUGCGAGAGAUUUAUCAUUAAUUGUCAGACACCCUGUAUAUGUAGAUUUCUUGUAAUUUUAUUUGCCAUGAACCACAGCACGUCCAUAAUUAUCUGUAGUAAUUUUGAUUGAAAUAUUUCUAAAAUGUCAAUGUUAAAAUUUGCAAUUGAGUUCCACAACUAUAUAUGUCUAUAUGUCUAUAUUGGAUUUAUUAUAAUUUUGUAGAAUAAUACCUUAUUGUUUAGUGAUAACUUCGACUUACGGUUCAAGAGACCAUACAUUUUAUUGAGUUUGUGUCCCAAUUGUAUUCUUUUGUUCCAAACUUGUGUUUUUAAUGUUAAUCUAUUGUCAAAUACAUACCUAGGUACUUAGCUGUUUUA